GAAAAGACAACUCGGAAAUGGCCUAUUGACCCGAACAUCCUUAAAAACUGAAAGCGGUGUAUAAUGGAAAUAGUAAGAAAUAUCAACACAAAAUACAAUAAUGUUUAGCCGGAAGAUUGCGGUAGAUCUUGUAGUUUGCAUAAGUGAAUUUUUAAUUCUCAAAACCGCACUUGUUUACAGUUACAUGAUGGGCAUGGUGACCAGCAGUUAUGACGUAGCAGCCAUGAUCGUAACUCCGCUGAUAAGCUACCUCGGAGGCUCACGAAAGAAGCCAGCGUUCUGUGCCUGGGGUGUGUUCACAAUGGGUGUGGGUUUCUUUAUUUUCAUGCUGCCUCAUUUUGUCUCGUCUCCUUACGAAGCAGGUGUCGUCACAAAUGCCACUUUGAGUGGAAGUGACUCAGGACUUUGCAUGGCAAAUCGCACUGAUUUUGGCGGGAAAAGUGAUUGCAAAGAAGAAACCACCGGCGGUAGUACUCUUUACUACGCGCUGUUCAUUCUGGGAAUGGUUGUAGCAGGAGGUGGCUGUACUCCGAUGAUCGCUUUGGGAAUUCCAUAUUUGGAUGAAAACGUCAGCGCCAAUGUGUCACCAAUGUACGUGGGUAUAUUUCUCGCUUGUGGAAUUUUAGGUGAGUUUAGUUGUCAUGUCAGUUGGUUCAGAUAUUGUUUCCUGGUAAUUGUUUCAGGUGCCACUGUUGGAUUCGUGUGUGUCUCAAAGUUUCUUUCAAUGUUUGUGGAACUUGGUGUCCAGACCUCGUUGACAAUCCACGAUACACGUUGGGUUGGGAACUGGUGGCUAGGGUUUGCCAUAUUUGGUGCGAUCUGUGUGUUUUGGAGCAUUUGGCUGUUAGGAUUCCCAAAGGAAUUUCCUUCGACCAAGAAGCAGCGGGAAACAGAGCUCUGUGAAUCUCUAGCCACAGCCAAACUGCCCAAUGAAGAAGACGUGGAAGAGGGAUACGUAACCGCUGGCUACACCAAGCUCAAAGAUCUUCCCAAGGCAACAAAAGAAUUGUUUUCGCACCUUCCAUUUGUCUUCAUUACAUUGGGUGUCUGCUUUGAACACUUUUACAUCUCAGCUUCAGUGGCUUUCAUGCCAAAGGUUAUUGAAAAGCAGUUUUAUCUACCGGCUGGGAAAGCAGCCUUUUUGUACGGCGUGAUAGCACUAACGUGUGCAUUCUUUGGCGACUUGACUGGGGCAUAUAUCGUCAAACGCCAAAAAUUAAGCUUGAUUGGUGCUGCCAGGAUGUGUUUAGUUGUAACUGUAAUUGGACUUGCAAGUGCCUGUGUUCUGUACAUCAAAUGCGACACUCCAAAUAUUGCUGGUGUUAAUAAACAACAUCUGAACAGCUCGGGUCCAGUCCAACUCUCUUCACCAUGUAACCACGCCUGUAACUGUUCUGGAGUAAAUUAUGCUCCUGUGUGCGGUGGGUCGCUGACCUAUUUUUCGCCCUGUCAUGCUGGCUGUAAUGAGGGAGACAAAUCAAACGAGGGUUCCUUUUCCUACUCCAACUGCGCCUGCGUCCCUAAAACUGGUAAAACAUCAGGAGAAGCGAAGAAAGGCAUCUGCGCUGUUGACUGCGGGCUCAACCGCCUGAUCUUUUUGACGAUUCUCGGUUUAUUGCCUUUCAUGACUUUUCUGAAUGGCACUCCAGGGUAUAUAGUCACCUUGAGGUUUGUAAUGACAUAUCAUUACAAAUUAAAAACGAAAAAACUUGAAAGGCGAAAUUUGAUCAAACACCUUUUUGCUUACUUUAGGAGUGUCCCACCCGCUCAGCGGUCCUACGGGUUAGGUAUCCAGAUGGAUCUUAUCAGAAUUCUGGGAGCUAUUCCAGGACCUAUUGUGUUUGGCGCUUUACUGGAUAAGACAUGCAUUCUUUGGAACACAAAGUGCGGUAGAAGAGGCCAUUGUCUGGAGUACGACCAUGAUGGACUGGCGCAAGUGGUGGUGGGAGUUUUCGUCACGUGUAAGUUCAUCACCUUGGUAUGUUUCUUUCUGUCGUGGUUCUUUUGCAGACGACUUCAAGCCACAGAAAAGAUGAAAGAUGUUAACAGGGAAGAUGUUAAAGAGGAAGGAGAAGGAGAACGUGAAGGAGAAGAAGGAGCUGGAGCCAGUGAGAGAGAAUUACUCCAAGCGGAGACAGUGAUGUGAUAAGGGAGGUGCCUUCAAGUUACAAUUGAAAAUGAACUAUAUGUGUACACGAGCAAUUUUUUGGCUUCAUUAGUAAAUAGCAGAGUGAGAUUAGCGGGACUAACAUGAAUCAGGGCGUCAGCGAUGCCUCGAAAGUUCUGCCAACUUACUCCAGGGUUUUAUCGUAAGUUAUGCGAAAACGUAGCAGUAGUCUUAUCAGUUCCCGCUAUAAGAUUGGUAAAAUAAUUUGAAAUGUGACGUAGCAUUUUAUCAAGUUAAAACAAAGGAAAUGAUAACCGUGAUGGUUUGGAUUCCUGAUCUUAAGUAGGAUAGAUGUAAAGUGUACUUUUUUCUAUUUUAUCCUGGGUUUUAGUCUCGAUUAAGUAUUUACAUAUACUUGAGACAACAUGUCAUCACAUUUUCAACACCUCGAAGUCUUUCAAGCACACUCCGAUACGCUUUGUAUUUUCAACUGUCUUCUCGGUGUUGGAAAUGUGCUAAAAUGGUCUCACGUGUUUGAUUUAUUACCUCAAUUUUGAAAUACAUAUGUAGUCGCAGUCGCAGUCACGAAUGGAAACCAGAAAAAGUCCAAUCUGUUCACAAGUACAAUUAAUCCGUAAUUUUUUGGAGAAAAAAGACCGAUUUACCAUUAAUGUAAAUCACGGCAAGAUUCUAUCAGAGAAAGUGACGUUCGGUUGAUUUUUUUCGUGUUUCUUUUCGGGGUGAUUUUUCUCUCGCACCAUGGCGGUGUCCAAUCAGAAAGUUCUAGCUACUUUGGCCACCGCUCACAUACAUAAAGUUUAUUUCUUUACGGCUCGGCUUCAUAUUUCUUAAUACCUCACUAUGUUCAUUACUUUACCAUAUAAAAUGUGUGUAAAUUCCCUUUAUGGUGUAAAUAUAAAACUGACCUGAAUUUAAUUGAAUUGAAUUGUUUUGUUUACUGCUGCUUCUUCAUAAAUAGCUUUAUGUUUGGCUGAAACAGCAA
Messenger RNA from Orbicella faveolata, 3110 nucleotides. RefSeq names its product solute carrier organic anion transporter family member 4A1-like. Gene Ontology annotation, molecular function: protein binding. NCBI's taxonomy places the organism in Eukaryota, Metazoa, Cnidaria, Anthozoa, Scleractinia, Merulinidae. Gene Ontology annotation, cellular component: membrane. Gene Ontology annotation, biological process: transmembrane transport. The record is from RefSeq and is a predicted model, not a curated record.